Molecule: messenger RNA, 761 nt
Organism: Prosopis cineraria
Lineage: Eukaryota; Viridiplantae; Streptophyta; Magnoliopsida; Fabales; Fabaceae
Product: PLAT domain-containing protein 3-like
Exons: 2
Coding region: 87-593 (168 amino acids)
Molecular function (GO): protein binding
Source: RefSeq, a predicted model, not a curated record
CAAGAAGGUACAGGAACAGCAUCCGUGUAUUUAUGUACAGAGAGGGACUUUCCCCGCGGCACCCAAUUGAAUAGAAUCAGCAAGCAAUGCUGCUCAAAAUCAGCUUCUUUUCUCUGCUUCUGCCAUUCUUCUUGGCCGCUCGCGCGACAUCGAGAGUGGCACAGGAGGACGAGUGCGUGUACACGGCGUACAUAAGGACGGGGUCGAUCUUCAAGGCAGGAACGGACUCCACGAUAGGCCUCCAACUCUACGACUCCUACGGCUACGCCGUGUGGAUCAAGGACCUGCAGUCGUGGGGAGGCUUGAUGGGGGCGGCUCACGACUACUUCGAGAGGGGCAAUCUCGACAUUUUCAGCGGCAGGGGUCCCUGCCUCAAGGGCUCCGUCUGCGGCAUGAACCUCACGUCCGACGGCUGGGGAGCGCAUCACGGCUGGUACUGCAACUACGUGGAGGUCACCUCCACGGGGCCCCACCUCCCCUGCGCUCAGCAGCUCUUCACGGUGGAGCAGUGGCUGGCCCGUGAUGCCUGGCCCUAUCGCCUCUGGUCUCACAGGGAUCUCUGCCCUAAUUCCGCGCCUGCUUUGGUUUCCUGAAUCGCUUCUCUUGUGGACGGGGCCUCCAUGAUUCGGCCUUCCGUUUUGUCACAUUUGGAUUUUCCUGAUGUCAGAAAAAUAUGUGCAGUGAACCGGUUUCACAGCUUCAGCUUCGCGCCAUGUGGGAUCAGAUUAGUUCAUCCAAAUAAUAAACAUUUGAUUUUUGGU